This is a messenger RNA of Bursaphelenchus okinawaensis, 1744 nucleotides long. Lineage: Eukaryota; Metazoa; Nematoda; Chromadorea; Rhabditida; Aphelenchoididae. The record is from the annotation of a GenBank genome assembly.
AUGCCUCCAAUCGGAUUGUCUAUUGCCCAAUGCGAACAGAUGAAGGCUCGUGUCAUCGACGAGUUCGAAACCGAGAUCGUCAAGAAGCCGCUGAGCAGAUUCGUCGAUUCCAAUGCUUUCAAGAAUAUCGUUAAGGACAUCGACACAUUCAUCUUCGAUGCUGAUGGUAAGUUAUCCUUGUUUUUGUUGGUUUUGUUUAGGUUUUUGGGAAGAAUUCUUUUGAAUUUGAGAGAAUAGGUAUUAAUCUAUCUUUUCUUGUAGCCGCUAGAAUCUAGAUUGUCUUUUAGAAUCAGAAAUUCUAUAAAAUUCACUGGUUUUCGAUAUUAUCCACGGUGUUUUUAAAAUUUAGCUCAAAUCUUUUUGAAUAUAAGAAAAUAUUACCUAAAUUAGUUUUAUAUUAAAGAGGAAAAAAUGCCCUAACUUUUAACGUAAAAUUCAAAGGUUUAUCUUUAGUUAUAAUCUAUUUUUUUGACGUUUAGGCCUAACUUUAGGUACCAAAUUUUGAAAUUUCGAAGAUUUCGCAAAAAUUUCGAAAUUUUGUUUUGUUUUUUGGGCCAAAGUCUAAUUCCCCGUAAAUAUAAAAGGAAAUUGUUUAUGAAAAGAAGUAAACAAGCCCGUCUGGGAACAUAAAAAGAUAGCGGGUUCAGAGAACAUAACUUGUUUACAUUGUAACACUAACUUUAACGAUAGACUGAUAAGAUUAAUAGGUUUUUCGGACUGUAACAAAAAAGGUCUGAUAACAAUAUAGCUAUAACAACAUGAUAGUUAGGGGUUCAGCGACCAAAAGAUCAGUUUCUGGAUAAUUAUUUUAUAGUAGGCAUUAUUUUAGUAUUUAACAAUAAUUUACUUACUUUUUCAAUUUACAGGUGUUCUAUGGCUUGGAGAAGAAGCUAUUCCUGGUUCCCCAUCAUUCAUCGAAUACUUGAUCAGACUCAACAAGAGAAUCAUCAUCCUCACCAACAAUGCCACCAAGUCCAGAGCCGUCUACGCUAAGAAGUUGGCCAAGCUCGGCUACAACGAUGCUGUCAGCAACAAGCACUCCAUUGUGAACCCAGCUGCCGUCGUUGCCGACACCCUCCACCGCUCCGGCAUCAAAGACAACAACAAGAAGGUCUACCUGAUCGGCGGCCAAGGAGUCAAGGAUGAACUCACUGAGCUGGACAUUGAAUACUUUGGUGAUGGCCCAGACCCAGUUGAGAACCAGGAAUCUGCCCAAGGAGCCGCCUUCUUGUACGACAUUGAACUCGAAGAAGACCUGAACCAAGUCGGAGCUGUUGUUGUUGGAUACGAAAAGCACUUCAACUAUUUGAAGCUCAUGAAGGCCGCCAACUACUUGCAAGAGGAGGAAUGUCUCUUUGUGGCCACAAACGAGGACGAGACCUGUCCCGGACCAAACCCCAACACAAUCAUCCCAGACGCCGGACCAUUGGUGGCAGCCGUCAAGACAGCCGCUGGUCGCGAGCCACUUGUUGUUGGCAAACCAAACACUCCAGCCUUCGAGUACAUCCAACGCCGCUGGAACGUGGACCCCACCCGCACCAUGAUGAUUGGUGACCGCACCAACACCGACGUCAAGUUUGGUCGCGACCACGGUCUUCGCACGAUGUUGGUCCUCUCCGGAUGCCAUCAAGUUGAAGAUAUCCGUGAUAACUUCGACAACGAGCGCAUGGACAUGGUGCCCGAUUUCUACGCCAAGAACCUCGGCUCUCUGGUGCCAAAGAAGCCGGCACAGGCCUACUACUAA